AUGAAGUCGGUCGCAUUCCUCGCCAUCGCUCUCCUCAUCCGAGGAUCUGCGGCUACGCCUACCAAGGACCCCAGCAUCCCGUCCAUGUUGAAGCUCUUGCACGACCCCCGGCGUCCUUACCUCAAGGGGGGUGAAACACCAGCCGAGGGCGCACGCUUCAAAACCGCGAGCGAAGCUGACCUCUAUGCGUUUGAACACAACGCCAUAAGAGUCGGCAAGUGCGACGGCAAAGUCCUGCAGUGCAAGACGACGGUCUGGCAGGCCACUUGUCAACAUGAACGCUCCAUGGUCGACGAGGCGGAAGCGACAAUAAAGAAGGAAUAUUUCGAGAGGUGCGCUGAACAGUCGCGCAAGAUAUGCGCAGAACUGCCCGACACAGUUUCCUCAGCAACGAGGCGGGGCCUGGAACCUGUAGGCGAGGACUGGUAUUUGACGCCCGUCGUCCAAUUUGAUGCGUGUACCGUUGGCAAGUGCUCCAAGCCAGGCAGCGAGUGUGUUGUGAGAGCCAAGGAGACAAAGCACAACUUCAACCGCGCGACUCCGGCGGGAAGGUUUCCAGACGUCUAUUGCUGGUGA
This is a messenger RNA of Purpureocillium takamizusanense, 576 nucleotides long. RefSeq lists its product as uncharacterized. Lineage: Eukaryota; Fungi; Ascomycota; Sordariomycetes; Hypocreales; Ophiocordycipitaceae. The coding region runs from base 1 to 576 and encodes 191 amino acids. The transcript has 3 exons. The record is from RefSeq and is a predicted model, not a curated record.